AUGCGCGAGGCGCGCCCCAGCUCCUCAGCUGGCAGGGAGCAGCAGCUGGAGCCGCAGCGGUGCGGCCCGGCCCCGCAGCAGCAGCAGACCCAGGAGGCCACCCAGCGUGUGUCACUCCACUAUGGCGCUGCGCAAUUGGACGCGUUUUUGGAGGCGGUUUACGCGCGGCGCGUGCGCAUCACGCCCGGCUCAGUUGGUUGGCUGAUGGAGAUGGGCGGGUACCUGGAGUGCCCACUCAUAACGUCGGCCUGCUGCCAGUACCUGCGCUCCGCGCUGGCGCCCCCCAGCUGUGUGGACGUGCUGCUGAUGGCCCACCAGUACCACUGCGGCCAGCUGCGGCGCGACGCGCUGUCGUUCCUGUGCGCGCGGCUGCCGAGCCUGCUGCAGUCUGAGUGGCGGCCGUCCCUGGCGAGGCUGCCGCGGGAGCUGCUGGUGGAGCUGCUGGGCAGCGAGGAGCUCGUGGUCGAGUCG
Molecule: messenger RNA, 471 nt
Organism: Monoraphidium neglectum
Lineage: Eukaryota; Viridiplantae; Chlorophyta; Chlorophyceae; Sphaeropleales; Selenastraceae
Exons: 4
Source: RefSeq, a predicted model, not a curated record